This is a messenger RNA of Aspergillus mulundensis, 1179 nucleotides long. Its product is annotated as putative RNA binding protein. Bases 1 to 1179 code for a protein of 392 amino acids. The record is from RefSeq and is a predicted model, not a curated record. The transcript has a single exon. Lineage: Eukaryota; Fungi; Ascomycota; Eurotiomycetes; Eurotiales; Aspergillaceae.
AUGGAGAUUCGAACACGAAAAAUCAUUCGCCGGUACGUGACCAAAGACGGCGGGGGAAUAUUCAGGCGCCCAAAAGUCCUGGAACGAGACGAAUACUACUACAAUCGCCAUGCUCAACGUACACGUUCCGAGGAGAGCCACUCACCAUCAUAUCGCAUAAUCGAGACAAGGGAGCCUUUGCGAUCGAGGUCAAGCCCCAGCCCUCUGCGGAGACGAGAUACCUCGCCAAUCAGGAGCAAGCCGUUCAUAAUGCGCAUGCCGUAUACUAUCAGACGGGUUACCCGAAGGGCAGACGAAUAUGAGCCUAAACAAAGAGGUCGGGAUAGGUCCCCUCGCACAUUCGUCGUGGAUCCUCCUCCAGAGACACCGUACGCUUGGCCCAAAAGCGAAAGGCGAAGGUCUCCCUCGCCCAAUAUCCGGUACAUUUCACCAAGAAGAAAGCCUACUCUUCGAAGGGUCUCACCCAGAAGACCAUCUCCUCGAAGACCGGCCCCCCCUCCCCUGAGAAGAGAGACUGAAACAACUGUGGUUGUUGAGAAUACCCCUAGAGAGUCGCGCUCGCUGGAACGCCGCAAAGGGCCCAGGCCACCACGCGAGCGGACGCCGGUAGUUGAGCGCGAGCCGGUCAGGCGAAGACCGGCUGCCGUGGAGAUUCACCAAUCACCAGAAAGAAGACGAGAGCACAGUGGAAGCACUGGACGACGUCAAGUCCGAUUUGCAGAGGACAUCAAUCGGGAAGAUUUCGAAAACCGAGCCCGAAAGAACGAGGAAUAUUCGCUAUCUGAAAGCGAUAUUGACUAUCGAGACGAAACCCGGCGUCGCAUUCAUGAGCGCAGAGUACGUAGGGACCUCGAUGACACACCUAGGCACCGGUACGUGUCGCCAGAGAGAAGGACGUACAGGAUCACCGAUUUACCGCGCCCUUCUGUCAGAUCGAGUCGUCUUCGGCCUCAGAUUAUCCAAGAUGGAAACCGCGAGAUCUCAGAAGAUGGUGAUCGCAUCUAUGCCGAGGCACGCAGAAGGAGAGAGCAAGAGCGAAGACAGCUCCGCGAAGUCGUGCCACAUUCGAGUUCGCGAUGGAGACGCCACCUCGACGGGAUCCGGGACUUCAGCUCUGACGAUGAUGAGUAUUACUCUCGCGGCAUCGGCUCUCGUCGAUAUGGCCGCCGCUGGCUUUGA